Molecule: messenger RNA, 906 nt
Organism: Paramecium tetraurelia
Lineage: Eukaryota; Ciliophora; Oligohymenophorea; Peniculida; Parameciidae
Exons: 2
Biological process (GO): regulation of G2/M transition of mitotic cell cycle; regulation of gene expression; G1/S transition of mitotic cell cycle
Cellular component (GO): cyclin-dependent protein kinase holoenzyme complex; cytoplasm; nucleus
Molecular function (GO): ATP binding; cyclin binding; cyclin-dependent protein serine/threonine kinase activity
Source: RefSeq, a predicted model, not a curated record
AUGGAUUUAGCAUAAAGCGAAGAAAGAUAUUAAAAAUUGGAAAAAAUAGGAGAAGGAACAUAUGGAUUAGUAUACAAAGCAAGAGAUAAUCAAACUGGCGAUAUAGUGGCAUUAAAAAAAAUAAGAAUGGAUCAUGAAGACGAAGGUGUUCCAUCUACUGCAAUUAGAGAAAUUUCAUUAUUAAAAGAAGUUCAACAUCCAAAUAUUGUUCCACUGAAAGAUGUAGUUUAUGAUGAAUCAAGAUUAUAUUUAAUAUUUGAUUUUGUAGAUUUAGAUCUAAAAAAAUAUAUGGAGAGCGUACCUUAGUUAGAUAGAAUGCAAGUGAAGAAGUUCAUAAAUUAAAUGAUACAAGCCUUAAACUAUUGUCAUUAAAAUAGAGUCAUUCACAGAGACUUAAAACCAUAAAAUAUCCUAGUAGAUAUCAAAUAAUAAAAUACCUAAAUCGCAGAUUUCGGAUUGGCUAGAGCAUUUGGCUUACCUUUAAAAACUUACACCCAUGAAGUUAUAACCCUAUGGUAUAGAGCCCCUGAGAUUUUACUUGGGUAAAGAUAAUACUCAACACCAGUAGAUAUUUGGUCAUUGGGAUGCAUCUUUGCUGAAAUGGCACAAAAAAGACCAUUAUUUUGUGGAGAUUCAGAAAUAGAUUAGUUAUUUAAGAUAUUUAAAAUUAUGGGCACUCCUAAAGAAUCUACUUGGCCUGGUGUUAGCACUUUACCUGACUUUAAGAGUACCUUCCCAAGAUGGCCAACCCCUACUAAUCCAGCUGCAACGUUAGGAAAAGAUAUUACUAAUUUAUGUCCACUAGGAUUAGAUCUCCUUUCUAAAAUGAUAACAUAUGAUCCUUAUGCUAGAAUCACUGCAGAGGAAGCCCUAAAACAUGCUUAUUUUGAUGAUUUAAAUAACUGA